Messenger RNA from Zymoseptoria tritici IPO323, 738 nucleotides. RefSeq lists its product as uncharacterized. The record is from RefSeq and is a predicted model, not a curated record. Bases 1 to 738 code for a protein of 245 amino acids. Lineage: Eukaryota; Fungi; Ascomycota; Dothideomycetes; Mycosphaerellales; Mycosphaerellaceae. The transcript has a single exon.
AUGGCUCCCACCGACAAAGUCACCCUCUUUUCGCUCUCGAAGGACAUCCGACUCUCCAUUUUCGAGCAUCUCCUCGUUCCCGGAUCUUUCGAGCUGGGAUCUCCGGACGAAUGUGGCAGACCACGCUGGACGCACAUCAUCCGUCCCGAAUACGCAGAAACGCCGUCUGAUGAGAGACACCUCUGCCACUCGCGAAUCGCUCGAGGAUGGCAUGAUGAGAAGGCUCAGUUGAUCAGGCUGUUUGGAUACAACGCGAAGUACUUGCAAUACCAGCUGCGAUCGGGACGUUCUCGCAUGCCUGGCAUCGGCCCUCACGAUCCACGACUCCACGACCUCAAUGAUCCCAUGUUGUCCGAACGAGGAUUGCGCACAGUGAGACGAUACGCGACAUGCGCCUAUGGAGCCUGCGAUUGGAGAUCGUCGACGACACUCACGCGUGAUGCUUGCGCGAAGUUCUUCGCUCCCCUGCUCAUCUGCAAGGCCCUCUACCUGGAAUUGCGGACUCUGGUGUUCUCCGACAACGUGUUCUCGUUCCGCGCCCCGAAGGAUCUUCUCAGGUUUAUUUCUCGCUUGAGCAGCUGGCAGAGGGACGAGCUGAGGAGAGUGCAGAUCUUGCAUAGCAACAUUGUCAUACUUUUCAAGUCCAUAUCCAACGCGAGAGAAGACAUGGAGCGGCGCGAGCGGCUGAUGGGACGUACGAGCCUGCAAAGAUACUCGACUGCGCAGACUUGGAUCUGA